AGUGUGGACCUGUUUUUGUGUUUUUUUUUUUGUUUUAUGCAGUAUCGGGAAAUUGCAGAUUUUUGGAGUUGUAGCUUCUUGCCGUUUCCAGGAGAUUUUCACAUGGCUGGAUUUGGUGCAUGGCCAAACAAAGGAUUCAGGAGAGCUUUGUUUCCAGAUGCAGCAGCAGAAAACUGCAUUUUUCCAGUUCCCAGAAGUCUGUUUGGAGCUGCUGCAGCAGAAUUCUGGAGUAGCCUGGAGCUGCAGCAGCAGAUUUGUGGUUCAUUCAGGGGAGUUUGGCUGGUUGUGCAGGGUUUUGUUAAGCAGUUUGGCUGUUUUGUGCAGUGUGUUCUGCAGUUGCAGCUUCAAUGCUGCAUUUUAUUGGCUAUUAUCCAUCCGGUAUAGCCUUUUGUGGAGAUGGAUGCUUAGUGGUGGAAAUUUGUCAGAUUAGUACAUUUUUAUUGUUGGUGGCAAGUUAAUGAAUGAAGUCUCAAUGUUGUUUUGGA
Pistacia vera is the source of this 485-nucleotide messenger RNA. RefSeq lists its product as uncharacterized. The transcript has 2 exons. The record is from RefSeq and is a predicted model, not a curated record. The coding region runs from base 37 to 384 and encodes 115 amino acids. Lineage: Eukaryota; Viridiplantae; Streptophyta; Magnoliopsida; Sapindales; Anacardiaceae.